Messenger RNA from Uncinocarpus reesii 1704, 798 nucleotides. RefSeq lists its product as uncharacterized. NCBI's taxonomy places the organism in Eukaryota, Fungi, Ascomycota, Eurotiomycetes, Onygenales, Onygenaceae. Bases 1 to 798 code for a protein of 265 amino acids. The transcript is spliced from 3 exons. The record is from RefSeq and is a predicted model, not a curated record.
AUGUCCGCCAUACUGAUGCAUUCACCUGCGUCUAUCACUAUGAACCGCCUAAUGACUGCUCGAGAUGAAUCUGGAAUCAAAAUUUCUCAUCCAAUUGUCUCAAUAGCUCAGCCUUUAACAAUUGUUAAUUUUCAAUUAUCCUAUAACCUCACUGCAACGCUUACAACCCCAUCUUCGACCCAGCCUCGAAGAAGCCCGUCAUGGCAUCGCGCUCCCACUUCACCCGCAUCCCCUCGCAACCACGCAAUCCCUUCCCGCUCACUUCCGCCCGCUGCACCGUCCACGAUCCGACGCAACUUGUUCCACGCCCACCUCAGCCGUCGGCAGCACACCACAUCCACGACCUCUAGCUCUGGCACAUCGCGCAGCCGCACGCACACCCAUACACUUUCCGGCAGCGGCGAUGGAAGCGGGCUAAGCAGCGCUCUGGGUGGGGGGAUAUCCAAAUCCCGACUCAUGACCGGCGUGCUCUCGCGGGGCGGCUCGAUAGCGGAUGAGGGUGAUAUCGUUGCCCGUGAUAAGAACGGUAGCUAUAGAGUUGACAUACCUACUCUGCGGCUGGGAGCUUUUGGUGAAGGUGCUGCGGAUGGCGACGAGGUGAUGGAGGUUGUUGAAGGCUGUGGACAUGCGGGGAUUGAGCAUGAGGACGGGAUGAGUAGCAUGGACAAAAGUAGUGUGUUUCUCCUGUUUGCGGGGGAACUAGCUUUCCUGUGUUUCGUGCUUACGGUUUGCUUUUACAGAAAUCGAUGCGAGCAUCGCGGAAAUGAUGCGGCGCAAUCGGAGCAGACAACUGAAUAG